This is a messenger RNA of Arabidopsis lyrata subsp. lyrata, 759 nucleotides long. RefSeq lists its product as uncharacterized. The transcript has 2 exons. The record is from RefSeq and is a predicted model, not a curated record. NCBI's taxonomy places the organism in Eukaryota, Viridiplantae, Streptophyta, Magnoliopsida, Brassicales, Brassicaceae. The coding region runs from base 1 to 759 and encodes 252 amino acids.
AUGGUAAAACAGAUGCCUCAAGGUAAUGAAGGAGGCUGGGAAAAGCCACGAAAACCUGCAGCAAAGAGAGCUUUGGAAUUCUCUGGUGAGGAACCUAGUGGUGGUUUCCAUUACCAAUUGGAGAGGGGUGAUAACAGUAGGCAGUCUCACAGGCGGUAUGACAAAAAUCAUGCAUCAGGUUGGAAGGAAAAAAAGAGUUUCCCUGGGACUUGGGCUGAGAACAGUGAAGUGGCUGGGAAAGAAGUGGCUAUGGAGGGCUUGAUGGAUUCUCAUUACUCUGUUCAAGGAACAGAAUUCACAAAGAAGGGUGCAGGGCCAGUGUGGCCUAAGCCACUGUAUCAACCAAAGGCAAUCUCUAAGGUAUCCCAGGCUUCUCACAAGGUUGACAAUGUUUCUAAGAUUCCAGAUUUAGGAGAGGAGAAGAAGGAUUCGGUGAUGGAAGAUGUACCAGAGGUUCAAGACAAGAGCCUUACAGUAGGGAUUAAUUUCUCGGAGAGUACGGAUGAUCUCCUUGAAGAUGGCGAGUACCAUGCUGAGGAGGACAUAGAGGUUCAAGUAAUGGCAGAGAAGACUACGGAAGAUGAAGGCAAUGAGACCCAUGAGGAGAACAUGAUUGCCUUACAAGAUGAUGGUAUCAAACAAAAAGUUGCUGAUAAGAAUAAGGUUAAGGAGGUGACAAAAGCUGGAAGAGCAAAUCGUAAUUUGAAGAAAGGGAUGGUGGAUCUCCCGAAACCACCGGCUCAUACGUGGAGAUCUUGA